AGAAAAGGGAGGGCCUCAGAGCUGCGCAUGCGCGAUUCUGUGCCGGGUCGCCAAGAUGUCGUUCUCUAAAUACGUUCCGUCGUCCCUGGCCAGUCGGCCCAGUACCCUCGACCCAGCCGAAUACGACAUAUCUCCGGAAGCCCGGCAGGCUCAAGCCGAGCGGUUGGCCAUAAGAUCCCGACUUAAACGGGAGUAUCUGCUAAAGUACAACGACCCCAACCGCCGAGGGCUCAUCGAAGAUCCUGCCUUGAUUCGUUGGACCUAUGCAAGAUCAGCAAAUAUCUAUCCCAAUUUUAGACCCAGUCCUAAGACCUCACUCUUAGGAGCUUUGUGGGGAAUUGGGCCCCUCUUAUUCUGGUAUUUUGUUUUAAAAACUAACAGGGAUAAGAAAGAAAAACUUAUCCAGGAAGGAAAAUUGGAUCGAACAUUUAACCUCUUACAUUAAGUUGGCAAUGAUGACUGUGUAUUCUUGCUUAAAUAAAUCUUCUGUUAGUCAUUAAA
This is a messenger RNA of Cynocephalus volans (Philippine flying lemur), 501 nucleotides long. RefSeq names its product NADH:ubiquinone oxidoreductase subunit B4 (gene NDUFB4). Bases 56 to 445 code for a protein of 129 amino acids. Gene Ontology annotation, cellular component: mitochondrion. The transcript is spliced from 3 exons. NCBI's taxonomy places the organism in Eukaryota, Metazoa, Chordata, Mammalia, Dermoptera, Cynocephalidae. The record is from RefSeq and is a predicted model, not a curated record.